CUCGGCGUCCGCCCCCGACGCCUACCGCCCGGGCGCCGGCUCCCCGUAUAUAAAUCGGCCAUUUGCUUCGCUCCGCCCCGCAGCCUCGGAGUCCAAGCCGGUUCCUUACCGUUCCCGCAGUCGCCCGCCUCUUCUUUCCUUCCAACAUGACAGAUGCUGCCGUGUCCUUCGCCAAGGACUUCCUGGCAGGUGGAGUAGCCGCGGCCAUCUCCAAGACUGCCGUAGCGCCCAUCGAGCGGGUCAAGCUGCUGCUGCAGGUGCAGCAUGCCAGCAAGCAAAUCACUGCAGAUAAGCAAUACAAGGGCAUCAUAGACUGCGUGGUUCGUAUCCCCAAGGAGCAGGGAGUCCUGUCCUUCUGGCGUGGUAACCUGGCCAAUGUCAUCAGAUACUUCCCCACGCAGGCUCUCAACUUUGCGUUCAAAGAUAAAUACAAGCAGAUCUUCCUGGGCGGUGUGGACAAGAGGACCCAGUUUUGGCGCUACUUUGCAGGGAAUCUGGCCUCAGGUGGUGCUGCUGGGGCCACAUCCUUGUGUUUUGUGUACCCUCUCGACUUUGCCCGUACUCGUCUAGCCGCUGAUGUGGGCAAAGCUGGAGCUGAAAGGGAAUUCAGAGGCCUCGGCGACUGCCUGGUUAAGAUCUACAAAUCUGACGGGAUUAGGGGCCUGUACCAAGGCUUUAACGUGUCUGUGCAGGGUAUUAUCAUCUACCGAGCUGCCUACUUCGGUAUCUAUGACACCGCAAAGGGAAUGCUUCCAGAUCCCAAGAAUACUCAUAUCUUCAUCAGCUGGAUGAUCGCUCAGUCCGUCACCGCAGUUGCUGGGUUGACUUCCUAUCCGUUUGACACUGUACGUCGACGCAUGAUGAUGCAGUCAGGACGCAAAGGAACUGAUAUCAUGUACACAGGCACGCUUGACUGCUGGAGGAAGAUUGCUCGUGACGAAGGAGCCAAAGCCUUUUUCAAGGGCGCCUGGUCCAAUGUCCUCAGAGGCAUGGGUGGUGCUUUUGUGCUUGUCUUGUAUGAUGAAAUCAAGAAGUUCACAUAAGUUAUUUCCUAGUUUUUCUCCCUCAGUGAACAGGCAUGUUGUAUUAUAUAACAUAUCUUGAGCAUUCCUGGCAGACUGUUGGCUGUCUAUUUAUCAAUGGCAACUAUGUACUGGUUGAAAAUGGGAAGCAAUAAUACUCACGUGACCAGUUUUCUCUUAAAGCCAUUUCCAUGAUAAUGAUGGGACCCAAUUAUAUUUUUUAUUUCAGUCACUCCUGAUAAAUGACAAAUUUGAAGAAAUAAAAAAUAUCUGAGAUAUAA
Molecule: messenger RNA, 1303 nt
Organism: Sus scrofa (pig)
Lineage: Eukaryota; Metazoa; Chordata; Mammalia; Artiodactyla; Suidae
Gene: SLC25A5
Product: solute carrier family 25 member 5
Biological process (GO): mitochondrial ADP transmembrane transport; mitochondrial ATP transmembrane transport; negative regulation of mitochondrial outer membrane permeabilization involved in apoptotic signaling pathway
Cellular component (GO): mitochondrial inner membrane
Molecular function (GO): ATP:ADP antiporter activity
Source: RefSeq, a predicted model, not a curated record